AUGGACUAUGAUGUGAUUGCGAAUCAACCUGUGGUCAUUGACAAUGGUUCUGGCUCAAUCAAAGCUGGGUUUGCCGGAGGUCAAUCGCCGAAGGUUCGCUUCGCGAAUUUCGUCGGACGGCCCAAGCAUACUCGUGUGAUGGCAGGUGCUCUUGAAGGCGACAUGUUUAUAGGUCCGAAAGCAGAAGAGUAUCGAGGUCUUCUUACUCUCAAGUAUCCUAUGGAACAUGGCAUAGUCACCGACUGGAAUGAUAUGGAGAAAGUAUGGCAGUACAUAUAUAGCCAAGAGCAGAUGAAUAUCUUUCCUGAGGAACAUCCCGUUCUCUUAACAGAAGCUCCGUUGAAUCCUAUGAAGCACAAAGAAAAGGCGGCGGAGAUAUUCUUCGAGUCGUUCAAUGUUCCUGCUCUUCAUAUUCAAAUGCAGGCUGUUCUUUCAUUAUAUUCUUCUGGUCGAACAACUGGGGUGGUUCUGGAUUCCGGAGACGGUGUUACCCAUGUGGUACCCAUAUAUGAAGGCUUUGCAGUUGAUCAUGCAAUUGGUCGCAUGGAUGUGGCAGGUCGAGAUGUUACACGGUGGUUGCGUCUCCUUUUACGUAAAGAGGGCACAGAUCUACACAGAACAAGCGAGUUUGAAAUCGUCCGUGAGAUCAAGGAGAAAGCGUGUUAUUUAGCUACAAAUGUAGUGAAGGAAGAAGCAAAUGAGAAUGAUAAGUAUAUGUAUCCCCUGCCCGAUGGUUCCCGACUCGAAAUUGGCGCUAGUCGAUUCCGCGCACCUGAAGUAUUGUUCCGACCUGAGCUGAUAGGUGAAGAAUGGCCGGGAAUAGCACAUCUUGUCAAUGAUGCGAUUAGAAAAUGUGACAUGGAUGUUCGCAAGACACUGUACGGGAGUAUAAUUUUGAGCGGUGGUUCCACAUUGUUCCAAGGCUUUGGUGAUCGACUUCUUUCAGAGGUGUGA
Molecule: messenger RNA, 954 nt
Organism: Angiostrongylus costaricensis
Lineage: Eukaryota; Metazoa; Nematoda; Chromadorea; Rhabditida; Metastrongylidae
Source: the annotation of a GenBank genome assembly